AGAUGAAUUUGCAAACUUCUAGACUCUAGACCCGGUUAACACUGAGCUGAUUUUUCAGGGUCUACACGCUCUUGCCUGGUUGCUGGGAAGGAGGGUUGGGAGGCGCUGGUGCGAGGGCAGAGCUGAGUGUCUGUAGGAGUUGCUGUUCCAGAGAAUUCAUUACUCUCUAAUUGUUCUGAUUUUAGAUCAGCAGAGCGUGCCGGGCGGUGGUGGAGGAAGAGAUUGAGGGCGGACAAGGCGAGAGAGAACGAGCAGUUCAUCCUCCAGGGAAGUCUAGGCGCUUUGACAUGUUCCCUGGAUGUCUGCUGAGUUACUAAGGUACCUCUGCAUGUCAGUUGACAGACCUUGGUAGGACCCCAAGGCUCCUGGAGACACCCAUCUCUCCUCAUUUUUUGUGUACGCGUCCUCACCGAACAUUCAAAACUGUUUCUCCAAAGGGUUUUGCAAAAACUCAGACUGUUUUCCAAAGCAGAAGCACUGGAGUCCACAGCAGAAGCGAUGGGCAGUGUGCGAACCAACCGCUACAGCAUCGUCUCUUCGGAAGAGGACGGCAUGAAGCUGGCCACCAUGGCGGUUGCCAACGGCUUUGGGAACGGGAAGAGCAAAGUCCACACCCGGCAACAGUGCAGGAGCCGCUUUGUGAAGAAGGAUGGCCACUGCAAUGUCCAGUUCAUCAACGUGGGUGAGAAGGGACAACGGUACCUGGCGGACAUCUUCACCACGUGUGUGGACAUUCGCUGGCGGUGGAUGCUGGUUAUCUUCUGCCUGGCUUUUGUCCUCUCGUGGCUGUUUUUCGGCUGCGUGUUUUGGUUGAUUGCCCUGCUCCACGGGGACCUGGAUGCAUCCAAGGAGAGCAAAGCUUGUGUGUCUGAGGUCAACAGCUUCACGGCCGCCUUCCUUUUCUCCAUCGAGACCCAGACCACCAUAGGCUACGGCUUCAGGUGUGUCACGGAUGAGUGCCCCAUCGCCGUCUUCAUGGUGGUCUUCCAGUCCAUCGUGGGCUGCAUCAUUGACGCCUUCAUCAUCGGCGCGGUCAUGGCCAAGAUGGCCAAGCCCAAGAAGAGAAACGAGACCCUGGUCUUCAGUCACAACGCCGUGAUCGCCAUGAGAGACGGCAAGCUGUGCUUGAUGUGGCGAGUGGGCAACCUUCGCAAAAGCCACUUGGUGGAAGCGCACGUGCGGGCGCAGCUCCUCAAAUCCAGAAUUACUUCCGAAGGGGAGUACAUCCCCCUGGAUCAGAUAGACAUCAAUGUGGGGUUUGACAGUGGGAUUGACCGUAUAUUUCUAGUGUCCCCGAUCACUAUCGUCCAUGAAAUCGACGAAGACAGUCCUUUGUAUGAUCUGAGUAAGCAGGACAUUGACAACGCAGACUUUGAAAUUGUCGUCAUACUGGAAGGCAUGGUAGAGGCCACUGCCAUGACCACGCAGUGCCGAAGCUCCUACCUGGCCAAUGAGAUCCUCUGGGGCCACCGCUACGAGCCGGUCCUCUUUGAGGAGAAGCACUACUACAAGGUGGACUAUUCCAGGUUCCACAAGACUUACGAAGUCCCCAACACUCCCCUCUGUAGUGCCAGAGACUUAGCCGAGAAGAAAUAUAUCCUCUCAAAUGCUAAUUCAUUUUGCUAUGAAAAUGAAGUCGCCCUCACGAGCAAAGAGGAAGAAGACAGUGAAAACGGAGUUCCCGAAAGCACUAGUACAGACACCCCCCCAGACAUAGACCUCCACAACCAGGCCAGCGUACCUCUAGAGCCCAGGCCCUUGCGGCGGGAAUCCGAGAUAUGACUGACUGAUUCCUGCUCUGGAAUACUUACUUCACUCCACAGUCUGUUGGUCAGAGGCCUGAAACAGUUAACAGACGACGGUACUGGUCAAGAGGUGGGUCAAGGCAAAGUGGCCACCAGGGACUGAGGCUAGCACAAUGGUUUCAAAGAAAGACUGUAAGCUCCAUGAUUGAUGCAGAGCACUAACCAGGCCUUUGCGUGACCCGAUGGCACAUACGUGUUGUAGACUAAGUUGCGGGCUUUUAUGUGUUGUUUUGUGUUUUUUACAAAACUUGAAUUUGCAGGCAAGCCUUGGUUGGGUAUCUGACUUAUCCAGAAUGCUUCUUUUAGGGAACAAGAGUGUUUUUAAUGGCAUAACAAAGGCAAGACUCUGCCUUAAUUUUUUUUGAAAAGCUGCUAACUACAUGAACACAAAUCGUAUUUUUGUUGCAGUGUAGUUUUUCUUUUAUGUGAUUUAAAAGUCAGUGUUGAACUUUGUUGAAAGCUCAUGAUGCGCUUCAAAGUGGCAAGUAUUUGGCUAUUAACUGCCAAAACUGAGAGCCUGAUUUUUUGGAGGCCAGUAAUCUGUUUCCUAGAACUGAUCUCUCUCUCUAUUCUCUCUCUCUCUCUCUCUCUCUCUCUCUCUCUCUGGUUACAUAAGGGCAUUAUGUAACACUAGCCAAAUGGUAGCCUCUGGGUUUUUUUUUUUUUCCUUUCUCCUGAUGUCAAUGGGUUAUCUAAAAUUUUAAGUUAGACUACCUAAAAUAAAUACCAAAGAUAAUGCACAUUUUUGCACAGUGGAGCUUAUACUAAAAAGGAAACAAAGCCCCAUGGGUUGCCUUGAAAUCAAGAGACAAUAACUUUGAACCUCAGCAAGACCUCAAACCGCCUGUUCAUUUUGCACCUUAUUCACAAAACAGCAUCAAACACGGAGUCUAGUAAGUGUAGUGCUUUUUAAAUUUUGUUCUGUCAUGUACCCUUCCUGUUGGAAGUAGAAGAGGAAGAACAAAGGGGAAGUACAGUCCACAUACACAUGCAUACACACAAAGAACAUCAACAUCUUUUCUAUCCUGCUGGGUAAUGCUGGCCAGACUAAUGCAUCAAGUGAGAGAGAUGGUGACAUGCUCUUAGAUUUUUCUGGACUUCCCCUUUUUGCACAUUCCAAAAUUUAUUCCAUAAGAUGAGAUCUUGAUUGAACUUGGCACAUAUCCUGGCACCCUCCAUGCAGCCGUUGGUAUGAAAAAAUAAAUUGACUUAAACUUUUCAGUUGAGUUCAUUUCCUCAACUGUCUGGACAUUUCCAGCUGAACGUCACCUUAGAAAAGAUGCCACGCCUGUCCUCCAGGCUUGAUCUUCCCAUUAGUCUGUUUGGAGUGCAUCCUGCACAGUCAGACAGGGAUGCACUUGCCAAAGUGGGGGAUGCAGAAAGGGGUGGACAGACCACUUGGAUGCAGCAUUUCGGCUUCAGUAUUCAGGAGGGAGAGGAAAUUUGCCUAUUUUUAUGGCAGAGAGAAGGAAUGAGAAUAUCCCAGUAUUUUAGGGUCAAAAAGAGCCAUAAAAAUCCAAUACAAUCACAGGGAAAGGAGAUAAUAGUUUAAAAGGGGUCAAGUCCUUCUUUGUGUGCAUUCUCGUGAUUAAUGUGAACCCAUCAUUGUCUCUUUUGGAGCCCAGAGCAGUUUACUAGGGACACAUUGUUUUCCAGAAGUUUCUCCUCCCUGGCUGCUUGCCUUGCUAGAAACAUUUUCCUCCUUGAUUUAGCCCAAUAGCGGAACUCUGCUACAGUUUAAAGUUCCCUAUUUGUGAAUUCUGGGGUUUCUGACUUUUCUUUUUAAUUAGUCUCAAAAUCAACUCUCUUAUGGUAUUAUAUUCUGGUAUGCCAUUAAAAUACAGCUUGUUCUAAAGUCAUAUGUUUUGUAAAUGGACAUUCGUGAUGGUCUCUGGUUCUUGAACAGCCAUAUCUGAAUGCAGUGCCUGCAAAACUAUGCCGGUUUCUGCUGUUUUCAAGCCUUCCAAGUUGGUGGGUUUGAAAACCGUGGUGAUAUUUUCAUUGAAACCGAGAAAAAAAGAUGCUAAGCACGUGGAUGUUAUUUUAAGUCCAGAUUCAAAGGCAGGUUUGGGAAGUUGUUUUAAGAGUUGGAGGAAUUGGGAACGGGAGAUUUAAUAGAAGAGAACAAUUUGACUUUUGACAGUGAGAGGCUAUCGAGGGCUUCAGCUGCUGCUAUCAUGAUGUUUUGCAAAGGAAAACAAUCAAACCAAAGAGUAUUUAGUGAUAUGUAAAUUAAAUGAAGAUGCAGUGGAGCAUGGGGGUGACCUCAAAGAAGGACCCCCAAACACACAGUGCUACCACUUAAAAAGACUUGAGAUAUUUGAAGGGGGUGGGUACGGGGACAAGGAAGAGGGAGGGACAUCUUUCAACUUAUUUCUGAAAAAGAGAAAAAAUCUAAAAUUUCUGGUGCACAGGUUUGUUUUUUUUUUUUUCAAGAAAAUUUUGCAGAAGCUAUGUUUUUAAAGUGUACAUUUUAUAAAGUUUAUCAGAUAUUUUCAUAUUUAAAGCCAAAUGUAAAUAGAAGUAUGUAAAGGAAAAAAAUUGCCAUAGAAAGUAUAAUUUCAGUGCAGCAAUUUCGGAGAGCUAGUACCUAUAUGCUACCGGUUAGCAUGGUUUUAGCACAUAUUUACCAGCCUUAUAAGGUUCGUAUUGCUAUGUUCUUCUGUUAUUUAUUUCAGCAUGGACUGUUCAAUUUGAAAGCUUUUUCUAGUUAUUAGCAUUUUAAUAGUUACAAGCUUUAAGUGGCUAUAUAUAUAUAUAUAUAUGUAUUUUUUUUUUCUUGUCAAGAGCCAAGACACAGGUACUGCACGACGUAUAUUGUUGCAGUUUACCUUCAAAAUAUUUGUCCUUUGACUGGGUCUCCUUAACUAGUGCAUACCUGUCACUAGAACGCAGAUGGAAGGGACUCACCGUGAAUAUCUGGGGUUGAUUCCCAGAUGCGUGCUGCUUCUCUAUUGCAAGCAAAUCCCUAUUGAAUUUCCUUAGGAUGUAUUCCCUUUUAAAGAAUGUCUGCCCGUAUCUGGAUGGGCAUUAUAUUUUUUGGGGGGAGGCAUAGAUUUCCUGGUUAUUCUAUUUUUAAAUAAAAGGUAGACAAAGUGAAUUCUAUUUUGAUUAUUGAGAAAGGAAUAGUUUUCUAUCCCUCUAAGAGUAUACUUGAAUCAGACAUUUCAAAGAUGUCACUCUAGCACUGUAGUCAUUUCCAAAUUCCUAGAGAAAAUUUGUUUGACUUCGUUUUUUGUUCUAUUGAUGCAUUCUUUCUUUCACCAGUUCCUUUCAUCCCUAGCUCCUCCACCCCAAAUCUUGGUGUUACACAGUCACCUCCCUGCCCACGACCUUCAGCCAACUAGAAUUUCUUUUCCGGCGAUGUUAGAUUUCAGUUCUCAGCUAUAGAGAGUUGAACAAUUCAGGCCUUGGACAAUCGUGAUAGUUAUUAUUUUCCCAUUUGCCAUCCUUUUUGUAUCUAAAGUCUUCCUAUUGUACUGCACAAACCAUGGGUUGUACAUAUUUUUAUAUAUUAUGUCUUAUUUUAUUAUUUCUAAAUAAAAACUUAAAAAUUGAAACAAAUCUGUGCAAGAAUGGUUGUUCCUCCUUAUGAUCACAGUAGAAAUGUUCAGAUAUUCCCAAACAAUAGGACAUAAACCCUGAUAGUUUGGAUGAAUAGAGCCAUAGAAAUUGCCGGAACACACAGGUACACCAGAGGGGCAGAUUACUUUAAUCCAGGUUAAAGGAAGUCAAGCUCAUGUUUUGUUUUUGUACAGAAUGACCUAGGUAGAAAAGACCAAAAGAAAAAAAAAAAAAAGAGCAAACAAGA
Molecule: messenger RNA, 5616 nt
Organism: Ictidomys tridecemlineatus (thirteen-lined ground squirrel)
Lineage: Eukaryota; Metazoa; Chordata; Mammalia; Rodentia; Sciuridae
Source: RefSeq, a predicted model, not a curated record